This is a messenger RNA of Cajanus cajan (pigeon pea), 3142 nucleotides long. NCBI's taxonomy places the organism in Eukaryota, Viridiplantae, Streptophyta, Magnoliopsida, Fabales, Fabaceae. The record is from RefSeq and is a predicted model, not a curated record.
AAAAACAUGAAAUAGCCAUGGGCGGUUGGUUGCAAGUGCCACUGGCUCAGUCAAACACUUCGUUCUACUCGUGUCGUGAGUUCUUCAUCUCCAAAUCUACAUCACACACACACUCACCUCACUCUUAGUUCUUCCACCAUUAUCUUCUUCUCGCGUCCACCUACUCAGCUGUUUGUAUUAUGCACGGCGUUGACUAUUUGGUAAUUGCACCGUAGAGCUUGUUUAAGAUGAGUAAGAGGCGUGAAACUGCUCCAGCUGCAUCUAAAGGGUCAAGCGAUGGCGAAGCAAGUGAAAAAUCUAGUAAUGGUGCUGAAAUGCGCACCACUGUUCAAGUUGGAAACCCAAGGAGGUCUUCAUUCGUGUGGCUGGCCUUGUUGCUGAUUAUCACUUAUUCAUGUUCAUCAGUUUAUCAUCACCAGUUUCAGAGAUUGCCUGUGCCUCUUUCAGCAGGAGAGGCUGGCAAGAGGGGCUUUUCGGAGAUUGAAGCAUUCCAGCAUGUCAAAGCUUUGACUGAAAUAGGGCCUCAUCCAGUUGGUUCUGAUGCUCUGCUUCAUGCUGUGCAGUAUGUUUUGACAGCAAGUCAAACCAUUAAGAAAACAGCUCACUGGGAGGUAGAUGUUGAAGUGGAUCUUUUUCAUGCAAAGUCUGGUGCAAAUCGUCUGAGCACUGGCUUAUUUGCAGGGAAAACAAACGUUUAUUCAGAUCUAAGUCAUGUUGUAGUAAGAAUUGUGCCAAAAUAUGUACCUGAAGCAAGAGAUCAAUCUAUUCUGGUCUCUUCUCAUAUUGAUACUGUUUUUGCAACAGGAGGGGCUGGAGAUUGUAGUUCAUGUGUAGGCGUUAUGUUGGAACUUGCUCGUGGAAUUUCUCAGUCAGCUCAUGGAUUGAGGAGAGCUGUUAUAUUCUUAUUUAAUACAGGUGAGGAGGAGGGUCUUGAUGGUGCUCAUAGCUUCAUAACCCAGCAUCCUUGGAGCAAAACUAUUCGUAUGGCUAUUGAUCUGGAAGCCAUGGGUGUUGGAGGGAAGUCUAGUAUUUUUCAGGCUGGUCCUCAUCCUUGGGCUAUUGAGAACUUUGCUUUAGUAGCAAAAUAUCCAUCUGGUCAAAUAAUUUCGCAGGAUCUGUUUUCUUCUGGGUUCAUAAAGUCUGCAACAGAUUUCCAAGUGUACAAAGAGGUUGCUGGCCUUUCUGGGCUUGAUUUUGCAUAUAUGGAUAAGACUACUGUAUAUCAUACCAAGAAUGACAAAUUAGAGUUUCUGAAGAAUGGAUCUAUUCAACAUCUGGGGGAAAAUAUGCUUGCUUUCCUGCUUCAUACUGGGGCAUCUUCAUAUUUUCCAGAAGGAAAUUCAACAGAAGCAGAGGAAGAUACGAGCAAAAACAAUGCCAUAUAUUUUGACAUUUUGGGAACAUAUAUGGUUGUUUACCGUCAAAAGUUUGCUAAAAUGCUCCACAAUUCAGUGAUAUUGCAGUCACUUCUAAUAUGGGCUACAUCGUUGGUUAUGGGUGGUAUACCGGCUGUAGCUUCAUUUGCCUUGUCAUGUUUGAGUAUUCUUCUCAUGUGGGUCAUGGCCUUAAGUUUCUCCUUCCUUGUUGCAUUUCUCCUACCUUUGAUAUCUUCAUCACCAAUGCCAUAUGUUUCAAGCCCGUGGUUGGUGGUUGGAUUAUUUGGUGCACCAGCUUUUCUCGGAUCAUUGACUGGUCAACAUUUGGGUUUUCUUCUGCUUCAAAAAUAUCUAUUGAAUUCUCAUUCAAAUAGAAGGCAAUUUCCCCCCAUUAUUAAAGCUGCUGUUGUCAAGCUAGAGGCUGAAAGGUGGCUCUAUAAAGCUGGAUCCUUUCAAUGGCUUAUACUUCUCAUUUUGGGAAACUAUUUUAAAAUUGGCUCUUCUUACUUGGCUCUUGUUUGGUUAGUUUCUCCGGCAUUUGCAUAUGGUUUUUUUGAAGCAACACUAACCUCAGCCAGGUUACCAAAGCCACUCAAAUUGGCAACCCUACUUAUAGGGUUAGCCACUCCGAUUUUAAUUUCCUCUGGCGUAUUUAUUCGGCUUGUUGCUACAAUCAUAGGGACUAUGGUUCGAUUUGACAGGAAUCCUGGUGGUACUCCUGAAUGGCUGGGAAAUUUUGUGAUUGCUGCUUUUAUUGCUGUUCUUUUGUCUUUGACCUUGGUGUACAUUCUUUCAUAUAUCCAUCUUUCAGGUGCAAAAAGGGCAAUCAUCCUUGCUACUUUGGUGCUAUUUAGUUUAUCACUUGCACUUGUAACAUCAGGUGUUGUUCCACCAUUUUCUGAAGACACUGUUAGAGCUGUGAAUGUUGUACAUGUUGUGGAUGCAACAGGAAAAGUUGAGGAAGGACAAAAUCCUAUGUCAUACGUAUCUUUAUUUUCUUAUACUCCUGGAAAUUUGAUAAAGGAGGUAGAACAGAUUAAUGAAGGUUUUGUAUGCGGUAAAGACAAAACAGUUGAUUUUGUGACUUUCUCAGUCAAAUAUGGUUGUUGGACCUAUGAUGACACCACUAAUGGCUGGAGUGAGACAGAUAUUCCUAUAAUGCAUGUCUAUAGUGACGCUAAAGGAAACCGAAGAAUUACACAAGUAUCAAUCAAUACAAAGGGUUCUAUCCGCUGGGCUCUUGCAAUAAAUACAGAAGAAAUAGAAGAUUUUGAGUUUAAAGAUGCAAGGAAUUCUGAAGAACUGAUUCCAGUUGACAAAAAGAGUGGUGUGAAUGGUUGGCACAUUAUUCAGUUUUCUGGAGGAAAAAAUGCUUCAACAUUGUUUGAUCUGACUCUUUACUGGAGGUCUGGUUCAACUCAUAACUCUGAUUCUCCUCUUCUCAAACUUCGAACUGAUGUGGACAAAGUAACACCAAUAACCGAACGAGUUCUUGAGAAGCUUCCUCGUUGGUGUUCUUUGUUUGGCAAAUCUACCUCUCCUCUUACCUUGGCUUUCUUGACAAAUCUGCCUGUUAAAUUUUAGUCACUUGAAGUUUAUCCUAGAAUCCUCAUAUCAUAGGACUUCUAAUUCCUUAUACCAUUUUUGUCCUACUUAUUGUCAAAACAUUUAUAUUUUAUUUUUGACAAUGAUGUAUUUACAACUUUAGUUAUGGGAUCAAAUAGAAUGGGGGGUUACAACAAUUAAAUUUUAUUGCCUUGCCUGAA